This is a messenger RNA of Penaeus vannamei (Pacific white shrimp), 681 nucleotides long. The record is from RefSeq and is a predicted model, not a curated record. NCBI's taxonomy places the organism in Eukaryota, Metazoa, Arthropoda, Malacostraca, Decapoda, Penaeidae.
AUGCCGAAUUGCCAUCGUAGCCAACUCGCUGGUGAUGGCAGACAGCAUUGCAGACGACAAACGAAACCGAGAGAGACCGACAGACGAACCGAAAGAGACCGACAGAAUAACGAAGAGACCGACAAACGAACCGAAAGAACGACAGACAACCAAAAGAGACCGAAGACCGAAAGAACUGAAAGAAACCGAAAGAGAACACGAACCAGAACGAACCGAAAGAAGAGCCGACAGACGAACCGAAAGAGACCGAAACGAAACCACGAAAGAGACGAGACGAACCGAGAGACCGACAGAAACCGAAAGACCGACGAAACCGAAAGAGACCGACAGACGACCGAAGAGACCGACAGACGAACCGAAAGACUGAAGUUGAUGGGUGGCGCCGUUGGAAGUUCUGUGUACUCUUUCAUGAUCUGUUUCAUCUAUCACACUUGUCUCCAGUGUCACGCCGUCACGACACGCUCCUUACACACGGUCACGCUCAUGAGAGAACGAAGAGAUUCGCAGCCAAUUAAGUACGUCGUCCACCCUCUACGCUAUAAGGAACCCUUGGUACUGCGCCGUUACUCCCUUGAGUUGGAGGAAGACAGAGGAAAAAAGAAAAGGAGAAAGGGGGAGGAAAAUGAGAGAAGAAAGGAAGAGGAGAAAAAAGAAAAAGAAAAGCGGGAAAAGAAAGGCGAA